This is a messenger RNA of Drepanopeziza brunnea f. sp. 'multigermtubi' MB_m1, 960 nucleotides long. The record is from RefSeq and is a predicted model, not a curated record. Lineage: Eukaryota; Fungi; Ascomycota; Leotiomycetes; Helotiales; Drepanopezizaceae.
AUGGAUAAACCCGAGCCCGCUUACACCGCGAUUCUUAAUCGAAACGCUUCACGAUCGAAGGACUUACGGAAUCUGCCCGUUACACUGCUAAAAGCUUUUAAGGCUGCACCUAAGCUUAAGGCCAAGCCUUCUAAGACUGCUAAAUCAUACGAAAAGCUUAGCAAAGUGAUCUCUUCUUUAAAGAUAGACUACGAAGCGACUCGUAUUGAGCUUUUAAAAAGGCGCGAUUUGCUAAAGAACCUAACUCUUGAUAAAACUAUUGCGUUCUUCGCUGCUCUUUCUACUUCUAAACGAUCUUUUUCCGAAGCUACGGUUAGCGUUGCGAAAGCUUCGAAAGAUUGCUUGAUCAUAAAUAGCAAGCCUAUACCGAAGGCGACGGAUGAUCUAUCCUUAAUCACUGAUGCGCGAGCUAUACUCGAUACAAAUGCGGAGAUCAGCGUUAUCAUUUACGACGCCGCGGUUAAAUUCGAAUUUAUCGAUGUUCUUGCUUUUACGGAAUGCGAUCCUUUAACAACUUGCCAAAUAGAUGCCAAUUCGACACUUUAUCGGACUCGAAAAGAAAUCUCUUCGGACUCGGCUAAGGUAUUCGGCAUGUACAAAACCAAAGAUAAAAAGAUCAGGCCAGUUGACGAAGCAGACGGCAUAAGAGCAGCAUUAAGUGGCAAGGUUGAUUGGUACGAGCUAUCGAAAGCUAAGGAUACGCUACAAGAGCAGGUAAGGGAAUACAAGCAAUACCUCUUCCCGCGCAUUGCCGACAUACCGAAAGGCUUUCGAAUCACACUCGAACGCAUAGCGAACUUGGAUGUCGGUAAUACACUACGGCUUAAAGAAAAGGAUUUGUUUAAAAAGAUAAUGCUAAGCAAAGAAAAAUCAAUCGCAUUCGCUUGGCAAGAGUACGGUAGGUUUUACGACGACGUAUCACUACCGAUUAAGCUUAAAACCAUUUUACAUACGGCUUAG